This is a messenger RNA of Pogonomyrmex barbatus (red harvester ant), 3352 nucleotides long. RefSeq names its product coiled-coil domain-containing protein 39. NCBI's taxonomy places the organism in Eukaryota, Metazoa, Arthropoda, Insecta, Hymenoptera, Formicidae. The record is from RefSeq and is a predicted model, not a curated record. Gene Ontology annotation, biological process: epithelial cilium movement involved in determination of left/right asymmetry; inner dynein arm assembly; cilium-dependent cell motility. Gene Ontology annotation, cellular component: axoneme.
AUCUAUUGUGCAUCAACUUCCCGCGCAUCUCCAAGGAGACGACCAAAUAUAAACGCCGGAGCGUUUCGAGGGUCCCUCCUGGAUUUCGACAAGCUGUCACAAAUUGUCACGAACGAUUAGCAGUAUCUUGACUGAUCUUGACACAUGGCGACGAGUAACAUAGACGUGAUACUGAGCCAGCUAGGAUGGCAGGAUGGCUUCCGAAUUCCCGUAGCUAACGAAGAGAAUAAACGUCUGGAGGAAGAAGUUGCAAGAAAGACAAAGCGCAAAGUUUCAUUAAAUGUGAAGUUAGAGAGUCUUGAAGACCGGCUGAAGAUGAUCAGGAAGCAUGCCGGUGAUUUGGCCAUACGGAAUGAGUUCAAUCGGAAGCUGCUCUCUGAGCAUUCGGUCCAGCUGGAGACAGAGGAUCACCUGUAUCGAUUGAGCGGCAACACCGAGUCGUCGUUGCGCCAAGAGGCGCGUGAAUUCGAGAAGGAAUGGGCGAACGUGAAUCGCAGGAUAUCAGGCAUAGAGAAGGAUCUGCUCAGAAUGACGAAGAAGCUGGCUGAAGCGAAGCAAAUGGUCCAGUUUGAUGAGGACAGUUUACACAAGUGGGAGAAGAUGCUUGCGCGGAAAGAGAAGGACAAUCAGCUGAUAGAGGAUUACAUGAAGCAGGAUACGCAAAAGUACAAGGAAUUGGAGACAAAACGACAGAAACUCAGCGUAGAACUCGAAACUUAUCGUCAAGCUAUAAUCAAAACUGUCGGUGAGGUGCAAGAGAUGGAGAUCGUUCUGGACCGUACAGCGAAAUUAUACGCAGAGGCAUUGAAAGAACGCAGACAGAUGAUAAAUCAAUGGACGCAAAGUGUUAACGUUCUGCGUCAGAGGGAUAACGAUAUACAAAAUAGUCUGAGAGAAAUCGAAACAUUGCGAGAGAUCAGUAGAGAAAGGAAGAAUAAUCUCGACGAAGUAGAGCAAUUUCUGAAGGAUCAAAUUGUAAACAACAAACAGCUGGAGGAAUCGAUUAAAGUAUCGGAGAGGGAACUUGAGGCAGUUCGAGAGAAACAGCGCAAAAUUACAGAGACAAUCGACAUGUACGAUAUCGAGCUUUAUACCCAGAAGAAGUUAGUGGGCGAUCUGGCACGCCGUAUACAGCAAAUUCGAGCUAAUACGAAGAACAAAAAAAUCGAGAUCGAAAAUAAACGUAUAAAGAUGGAUAAUUGCAAGAAGCGAAUCAAUGAGUUAAUGUUGACUUUGGAGGAGAUCGAAAGUCACAAGUUAAACGUUGCGGAGAGAACGAAACGUUUAGAGAAGAUGAUCGAGCACGACGAGAAACGGAAAUCCGCGAUCAUUAAGGAAGUGAAUCGGUUGCAAGCCGCGAUUUUACGUACGACGAUGAGGGUUGUAGAAUUGGAAAACGAAAGAAGGACCUUGCAGAUGGAAACGCAGGGCGAACAUAAGAAAGUUGGUCUGCUCAACACUUUGCUCGCGAAAGAGAAGAAACUUUUGGGGGAGAAGAAGGAAACUCUUUAUCAUGUGGACUUCAAUUUGCAAAAGUGUGAGAUGAAACUCGAACGGAUUAGAGGAUACGAUCGUGACAAGAGUGAAAUCGAGAAGAAGCAAGCGAGAAUCGAGGAACUGCAGACUGUACUGAAAGAGAAAACAGCCACGUCUAAACUGCUGCAAAAUCAGAUUGUCAGUUUAGAACACGAUAUGAGAAAAGUCUCUAAUUCCUUGUCGAGCGAAAAUGACGAACUCGAACGGCUACGGAGCAAAAAGCAGGACUUACUAUUGCUGUUAGACGGAGGCGAGAAGCGAUUGAAAAUCGCUCAGUCCCGAAGCGAGGAGCGACAGGUGGAAGAAAGUAUAAUGCGCCUCCGGGUGUCACAACUCGAACGAAUGACGUCAAACGUGAGCGACAAGGUCUACGAUCUGGAAAAGUAUCGUCUUCAUCUCGAAGCUGCGCUUAAGGAACGCGCGGCAGAGAUCGCGGCGCAGAAAGAGGCGCUCGCCGUGCAGAAGAGGAUCGCAAGUAGCGAAUGUUCCGAGCUGCGCGUCGCUAUCACCGAGAGGAAGAGCAGGAUACGGCAAUUGCAGGCGCGGUAUGACGGCGGCGUCGCGACGCUUGGCGCCACUCCGGAUGGCGCACCGAUGAGCACCGCGUAUUUGAAGAUACAAAAUGCUCAAGAGCGGUAUAUGCUUCAAGAGCAAGGCGACAAGCUCGACGAGGCUAUCAGACGAACCGAGCAGGAGAUACGCAGUAUGGAGAACACGCUGCGAGUGGUGAACGUAUGUAAUGACAAAUACAGGGACAGCAUGAGCGCGAUUGAUCAGGACGGGCCUGAAUGGACGGAACAAAGGCAACUCGAUGAACAGAUGCACGACGCGCGGCAGAAGCUGCUGCAGAAGGAAACGCAGCUGCAAGAAUUGUUCGAUAAACUACAGAAAGCACAAGAUGAUUAUACUCAAUUGUUGGAUGAUAUUGAGAAAGCAAAGGAAGAGAAGGAAAACAAACAGCGUUAUUUAUCGGGUAUCGAGAAGCAGACAACAGAGCAGGAAGAGAAGAUAAGCAGGGCCGACAAGAGCCUUCGUAAGGUGCAAAAGGAUAUACAAAAUUUAUAUAUUUCUAAAAGAGAUGAUAUUGUAAUCCUGCAACAGAGAGAAGUGGAAUUGCGAGAGCUCCAAGAGCAGAACGCACUGGUUCUUCAAGAUAUCGCGGAAUUCACGAUUCGUCAUGUGGAAGCUGAAGCGUAUGUUAAGAAGUUGCUAUUGGCCAAAAACAUUGAAUUACCGUCUUUCCUACCAUCGGUCAGAUCGCCUAUCAGUCCCGGCGGCAAUUCUGCAGGCUCGAUAGACCAACCUUUGAAGAGCACAAGUCGCAUGAGCGCUUUCACAUCAUCGAGAGAAAGUAUCGGCAGCGUAAUUAAGAUAGAGCCGCAAUUCGAAUCAGCAAAUAACGCGCCAAGAAAAACUGCAAAGCGCAACCCUGCGUCGAGAGAAUCCCUCACUUUAUCGAAACAAUCCACACAGGAAAAACAAUUACGGAAAAAAUCGUGAUGAUAAUUCUGAUGAUGUAAUGAUUAGGAUUAGCCAAUUAGCGGAUUUCAUUUAUUUUGAUUUAUGUAAUUCAUAGCAUAAUCUUUUUUUAUUCCAUCUAUAUAUAAUAAAAAAAAUCGACAUGUGCGAUAAUGUAUGAUUAUCAUAACAAGUAAAUAUGUAUUAUCGCAAAUAUAUUUGUAUAAAGGCACGUACACACAAAGUUCUCGAGGAUCAACUCGGAGUACUGUACAUUUUUCUUUACUAAGAAUAACGUAGAAUUGUGUGAGUCUGCAAGCAUUUCAUUGGAGUCGCAAAUAUCAUCGUAUUUUGGAAA